GUCCCGUUCCCCCAUAUCGCGAUCAUGCGCGUAAUGACAAACAAGAAAUAAAUAUCGUUUCUACCAACGACUGGGAUCGUAGGUAAAACUACGAUUUUUCGGAAAUGCUCGUUAAUUAAAGCACACCGCAAACAUGUGAAACGCUUUCAAAUGUUUGGUACAAAAUAUACAGUUUAUCACUUUAACGGGUUGAUUACAUUCCUAUGUCUCGGUUAUGUAAUGCCAUUGGGUAACAAUACGCGGACAAGAAAAGUAUCAUUCGACGUGAAAGGUAAAUCAACCAUUCGAACGAGUGUUCCAGAGGAAAACCAGUUUCUGACAAUAGCAGCAGCUUUGCCAAUUUUGCCAGGUGCACCAGUACCUCCAAAGCUAUCCAAGCAUUCCUACAAUUCAUUCAGCUCCACGGGAACUCAAUUUGAAAUCGGACAUGCAGAGGCUGGGAUAUGCGACGUGGUCACAUUGCAAUGGACAGGAGAAACGAGGACAGUCGUGGCAUCGAGAACUCCCGCCGAACGGGAGAGGAACCCUGACAGAAUAUGUCUCGACAGACGGGGUCUGACAACGUUUCCCAAUGUGAUUGGAGAGCCCAGGUUGAGAUUAAUGUCUCUUCAGCACAAUCUUCUAACUAAGAUCGAGAGCUUCAACUUCUCUCAUUUAACAAAACUAGUAUUUCUUGACUUAUAUGAUAAUCAAAUAGAAAAAAUAUGCGAUCUCGAUCUUUUGGAGAAUUUAAGAGUACUAUUGAUAGGGAAGAACAGAAUAAAAAAGAUUGAGGGUUUGAAGCAGCUUUCAAAGUUGGAAGUUUUGGACUUGCACGGUAACCAGAUUCAGCAGAUUACUGGCUUGGAAGAUCUGUCAUCGUUAAAAGUACUCAAUUUAGCUGGGAAUAGUAUUAAGACUAUAGGCUGCAGUGAUUUUCAAGGCUUGACAUCGCUAAAAGAACUCAAUCUACGUCGAAAUAAACUGAAAAAGUUGUUAGGAUUUGGUGAAACGCCACAGUUGCAAAAAUUGUAUUUGAGCAACAAUGACAUUCAUAAAAUCGAAGAUAUGGGUAGCCUCGCGAAAGCCUUGCAAAUUAAAGAAAUCACAAUAGAUGGUAAUCCAGUGACUUUAAAUGCCGACUAUAUCUCGUUUCUCGUGUCAUAUCUGCCAAAUCUUCAACUGUUAUCAACAAUGCAGAUUAGCGAACAGAUUCGGAGAACAGCAAUGGCUUGGAGAUUUUCGAAGGAACAGUCUAAUUCGGCGUUCCUUGAUCUUAGUACGCAAGUUUGCAUGAACGUACGUAGGGAAGAAGUAAUAUCGAAUGCCAAGAUAAAUUGGGAACUUCUUAGAUCUAGAAGUAAAAUCUCUGUUAACAAUUCUAAUAAAACGGCGAGCAACAACAAAGGCAACAAUAUCAAUAUGCUACAUAUACAAAACCCAAAUAAAUUUAAUACUAUGAAACCAAAGAGUUUAGAUAAGACUAAAGCAAAAGGCUUUGGCAGCUUAACAUCUAUCAACGAAAACGUGGAGGCAAGGAAGAUACAUAUAAAAAAGAGAAGCAGCUCUAGCGACAAUUUAUUCAAACUGGAAGAUACAUCUAGAUCGUAUCCUUUGGAAUUCAAACUUCCACCUAUAUUAGGUUCAAUAGUAGAUAGUUUAACGAGCGACAAAUUCGAGGAGAGAUUAUCUAAAGAUAGUAAAGGAAAUGUAGGUAAAAUCAGAAUGCUUAGCGACGUCGAAAAUACGUCGGAUAGCGAUUUAGACAGCUCGGAGAGUCACGAAAGCUUGAAGAGCGGUUUAAGGUAUCAUCUGUUUCCUCCCAACAAUUGUGGCUCGUCCGUAGAUUACGACAAGUCUAUUUGUAAGAAGCUCAUCACAGCCAAAGAUAUAUCUCCGGUUGGAACGGAUAAUUUGCACGAUCAAGAUAACGGAAAACAAGAACAAGAUAAAACGGGUCUCUCCACAACUCGGAAACCAUUAAAAUACUGCGAUACAGUAAUGAGUGAGAACACAAGCCUAAACAGUAGAUUGCUUCAGAAUAUGAAAGUAUUUUAUAAUCAAGAUGGACAGAGCGAUUGUCAGUCAAAAUCAACCGUGAGCUCCUCCGGAUAUUGCUCUUUAAGUUCAAAAGCCAGUAGUUUAGAUAGUUGUAAAUCAUUGUUAAGCGAUUCUAGCACCUCGUCAAUUCCUAAAAAUAUAGUAGCUCACAAGUCUCACGAUUGUGACAAAGAGAAAAGUAGAAUUAAGAGCGCUCAAGUGAAGAAAGUAGUAUACUACAAGAGCAAUAGAGCCGCAACAGCCAGAGCGAAAUUCAAGGCCCUUGCUCCGCCAAAUCCGCCAACUCCACAACAAGCAGCGCCUAAGGAAAGAGAGCAGGGCGGGGAUUAUCUGAUUGAAAUUGUUGGUCGAUGUUUGAACAUAUAUGGCCAAGGUGCUUUGCGUUUUAUAGACAAAACCUGGGACGUAUCGAAGGCCGAAGAUGUUAAUGUCGUAAAAUUUAAUUAUGUGCAAUUUAACGACGUGGCGAGGGUUCUGAGCAAACUGAAAAACAGAUUCCCUCACGCGGAACAUUUCGUAUUCAAAGAAACCAACAUCAGUCUCCUCGGUCAACUGAAUGCUUUAGCUGAAGUACAGGGAUUAACCAGUAUACAGAUAGACGCAGGGAAUCCUAUCGUGUCUAAAGAUUGGAAAAUGUAUGCUAUAUUUCGAUUAGCUCACUGGGGACUUACGAUUAUCAAUGGCAAGGAGAUUACAGCUGAAGAGAUUGAACUCGCGAACCAAGAAUACGAAGGUCUCAUAGAUAUAGUAACAUGUUCACUGCCAGAUUCUUUAUUGCAACCUCUGUUACAAAGACUUCAUUUAGAAAAAGUGCAAAGACAAAGUGGAGAGCAACUUACUGCCAAACAAUUUUUAUUCAACUGCGACUUGGCACUUAGAAGCGUCGUUGCCAAGGAAGCAUUACAAUGGAGAAAGGGAAACGUGACACAGGAGGAUCUUAUUUGGAGACACAAAGGGAAAGUACACUUGCUAAAUUUAAUCAGUCUCACUGUAAACGCCAUACAGAAGUUACAGAUUCUAGAGAAGCAGUGGCCAUGCGUUCUGUACGAAAUCAUUUUUAACACUUUGUCGGAUUUUUCCGAAAUGGAUGUGUAUAUGAAACGUUGCAGCAAAACUCUCGAGAACGACAAUUCGCACGAUCACAUGGAAGCGCAGCAAUGCUUCGUCAGACGCACAGAGGAGGAGGCUGACACACGCCCACGCAUGAGACGCGCGAAACAAAGCGGAUGAACUUCCCGUUUGUUACAUUCUCAGUACUGUUACCUGUUUUUCGCUGAUGCGAUACGGCAUGAAUAUUUUCCACUUAAAUUUUCAUCAUAAGACAACCGGCACGACUGAAAUAUCGCAUAUCGAAGUGCAGAUGUGAUAUUCUUUCAGAGAGAUAAUAUAUCGGAUGUACGCGCAGGAUGUUAACCAGGUGGUCGUCGGGAAAGAGACUCCAGUGGGAAGUCCACGGUGCCACUCAUACGUUAAGAAAACAUACUCGAAACUAAUAUUAACUGUGUGUUGGCAACAUCCGAGAGGAUCGUAUUAACGAGCUCUUAGAGCAAGAUCACAGAAAGAAUGCCAUAUGGUUGCAGCUGCCGGCGCAUAACGUUGUUAGUAGAGCGAGAUUGUCUGUCUUCUAUUUUUGCGGUGCACAACACGACGCGUGUACAGAAGGCACGAAAGAGAUCGCGCUAUCGUAUCGGCCGCAAGACUCACGGCUAAUUGUCGUUCUCGGUGAUAUUAACGAUUCUCUCUCUUCCUUCAACAGAAUCUUAACCCUUUAAGUCUGGUUUUUAUUUUAUUUUAAAACUUUGGAGUUAUAUUAAUAGAAAGAGAGGUGUCAAUAGCAUCUUAAAGUUUGAUUUGGAACGUGUCUCCGAUAGAAAAGAAAUUGAAAAAUUUUAUUAUGAAUAAUUAGAAAAUUUAUGAGAAAAUAAAAACGAUUUUUUUCAAGUAAACUCUCACUAAACAGCUUCAAAACGCUCCAUUAAACGACGUGGACAGUAUCAAAGAUUUCAUAAAAUUACAUAUAAGAAAAAUUUAUGUAAGUAAAUCGUGUUUUUGAAUAAGAAAUGAUAAAAUUACAUAGAAAGGCAUCCAAAUAAAUACUUAAAUGUUUAGUAUAAUAUUUAAAAAUAAGUU
Odontomachus brunneus is the source of this 4170-nucleotide messenger RNA. Its product is annotated as leucine-rich repeat-containing protein 49. Gene Ontology annotation, molecular function: protein binding. Lineage: Eukaryota; Metazoa; Arthropoda; Insecta; Hymenoptera; Formicidae. Bases 151 to 3270 code for a protein of 1039 amino acids. The record is from RefSeq and is a predicted model, not a curated record. The transcript has 8 exons.